This is a messenger RNA of Parnassius apollo (apollo), 759 nucleotides long. NCBI's taxonomy places the organism in Eukaryota, Metazoa, Arthropoda, Insecta, Lepidoptera, Papilionidae. The record is from the annotation of a GenBank genome assembly.
AUGCCAAUGAUUGUGCGCACCGUCAGGAUGGCAUUUGCUGGAACAAAAGUUAGUUUGUCCCAGCCGGAUAUAAUGCAAAAACUGACGGAGCGCAUAGACGACCUGAAGCAGAGAAUUGCUGCUUGGGAAAAGUGGAUUCAGCGAUAUACCGAGAGGUCGACACGGUUCAACCAGAAUCGUCUCUUCCAGAGUGAUCAGAAAAGGCUCUAUAAAUCAUUGGAGCGACCAAUGAUAAAUCAAAAUCUGUUGAUGAUCAGCGAGAAGGAUCAAAGGAUAGGGACUGUUCAUUUUAUGAGAAAGAAUUGUAAAAUAAUGGCUCCACAUACGGGUUCGGCUACUCCUGAACAAAUUGAUGCACUCCUCAAUUUCCUGGACGAGCAUAGGGAUCUUGCUUGCGGGAGAUUGAGGAGUCUAGAAGGAAAAGUCCAGGCGAAGAGGCUGUGGGAUGAAUUGUGCAAUACGCUCAAUUCAGCAGUGGCAUUCAAGCAUUCAAGCAGUGGCAAAAGGUAUGGUUUGAUAGAAAACAUCUGGCCAAAAAAAGCCGCUGCUGAUUCCCGGAGGUCGGCUUCAAUGACUGGAGGUGGUCCAUCGGUGGCACCCCAACUCUCCCAUUCGGAAUUAAAAGUCUUAUCCAUAAUGGGAGAUGGGUUCGGUGACCGCCAAAUUGGAGCCAGAGUGCCAGCUUUCACUGAAACCAUCAACCUACAGUCAAGGAAGCCAACUGCAGCAGUAGAGCCUGGACUUGCACGUAGAAGUUGA